Messenger RNA from Spodoptera litura, 821 nucleotides. Its product is annotated as synaptic plasticity regulator PANTS. The record is from RefSeq and is a predicted model, not a curated record. NCBI's taxonomy places the organism in Eukaryota, Metazoa, Arthropoda, Insecta, Lepidoptera, Noctuidae.
CAGUGUCAACUGUCAAAUCUAAAUCUACUCAAAGUGAAAACAACCAUGUUCUAGAGUAUGAAAAUGUGAUAUCUCUCCCUUUUCUAUUUACAUGAGAGCGAAUGAAUAAUCCUAGAAGACGCUCAUUAUAAUAAUGUCUUGAAUAUCUUUGUAUAUUUCUAUCAACAAGAUCAAAGUUAAAAUUCAUAAGUUUAGAGGUUAUGUAAGCUCGAAUCGUUUUUGGUUGCUGGUUAUUAUUAAUAUAUCGAAAUAUGCCAGAAACCGCUCUUGACAUCAAGGAAGAGACUGAGGAAACAGCAACUGUUAACUCUGAAGAAGAUAAAGAACUAGAAGACAAGUGGGUGAUAAGGGAAUGUGAACUGUACAAGGAUGAAUAUAAGGAUUGCACCAGCUUUAGAGGUCGAUUCCAACAAUAUUUUGUGUAUGGUGAGACCCUAGACUGUAACCAAUGGAAAAAGGACUAUGAUAACUGUUGUAAAUGGCAAGAUUAUAAGGAUAUAAAGGCUGCCAAUGCUCUAAUAGCUAGUGAAAAAGAAAGACGGAUGGAGAGACUUAAAGCACAUUAUAGGAAUGAUGUAUGGAAAAAACGGGAUUCACCUCCAGACGACUGGGCCAAGCCUUUACCAGAGUGGAUGCAGAAAAGAGAUGAGAACACAUACUUAGCAAUCAAAGCUAAAGAAAUGAGAGAAGGAAAGGAAGACACAACUGAAAAAAAGUUUUGUUCCAUAAUGUGACCUAGAAUUUAUGGUUAGAACUGCUAGCCAAUAUUGUAGAUAAUUUAUUAUUAUAGAUUUGUUAAUUAAACAUGUUGUUUAAUGUUA